This is a messenger RNA of Cavia porcellus (domestic guinea pig), 2264 nucleotides long. RefSeq names its product cytochrome P450 3A14-like. The transcript has 13 exons. Gene Ontology annotation, biological process: oxidative demethylation; steroid metabolic process. The coding region runs from base 67 to 1566 and encodes 499 amino acids. NCBI's taxonomy places the organism in Eukaryota, Metazoa, Chordata, Mammalia, Rodentia, Caviidae. Gene Ontology annotation, molecular function: testosterone 6-beta-hydroxylase activity; heme binding; oxidoreductase activity, acting on paired donors, with incorporation or reduction of molecular oxygen, reduced flavin or flavoprotein as one donor, and incorporation of one atom of oxygen. The record is from RefSeq and is a predicted model, not a curated record.
UUCAAAUAGUAGAGGUCUGCUGGGUCUCCUGGAAAAUUUAAAGGCAAAUUUGGAGUAAAAUUGACAAUGGACUUGAUCUGGAACUUUUCCAUGGAAACCUGGGUUUUUCUGGUUCUCUGUCUCCUGCUUCUCUAUGUAUAUGGGACCUACACAUAUGGACAUUUUAAGAAGCUGGGAAUUCCUGGUCCAAAACCUCUGCCUUUUUUAGGGAAUGUAUUGUCCUAUGCCCAGGGUUCAUGGAAGAUUGAUGUUGAGUGCUAUAAAAAGUAUGGAAGUAUUUGGGGGUUAUUUGAAGGUAGACAACCGGUUUUAUUGAUCAUGGAUCCAGACAUAAUCAAGACAGUGCUUGUCAAAGAAUGCUAUUCUACCUUUACAAACCGCCGGGAAAUUCGUCCAGCAGUCCUGAUGAAAAAAUCAGUCCUCUUAUCUCAGGAUGAGCAGUGGAAGAGAAUACGAACAUUGCUGUCUCCCACUUUCACCAGUGGAAAACUGAAGGAAAUGUUCCCUAUUAUUGAACACUAUGGAGAUAUGUUGUUGAAAAACCUGACUCGAGCAGCAGAGAAAGAUGUGCCAGUACCUAUCAAAGACAUCUUUGGGGCCUACAGCAUGGAUGUCAUUAUUGGCACAUCAUUUGGAGUAAAUGUAGAUUCCCUCAGCAACCCACAAGAUCCCUUUGUGAAAAAAACCAAGAAGUUCUUAAAUUUUGAUAAUUUCAAUCCCUUGAUUUUUUCAGGGUGUAUCUUUUCCUUCCUUAUACCAAUAUAUGAGAUGUUAGGUAUAUCCUUAUUUGCAAAAGAUUCUACAGAAUUUUUCAUUGACUUUGUAAAAAAAGCUAUAGAAAAUCGCCUGGAAAGUAACCAAAAGCACCGGGUGGAUUUUCUUCAGUUGAUGAUGAAUUCCCAGAAUUCCAAAGACACAGAAUCCUAUAAAGCUCUGUCUGAUGUGGAAAUCACAGCCCAAUCAGCUAAUUUUAUUUUGGCUGGUUAUGAGACUACUAGCAAUUCCCUUUCCUUCAUUAUGUAUGAAUUGGCCACUCACCCUGAUAUACAGAAGAAAUUGCAGCAGGAGAUUGAUGCAGCUUUACCCAAUAAGGCAUUUCCUACCUAUGAUAUCUUGGUAGAGAUGGAGUACCUGGACAUGGUGGUGAAUGAAACUCUCAGAUUAUACCCGAUUGGUAACAGACUCUCAAGGAUCUGUAAAAAAGAUAUUGAAGUUAAUGGAGUGUUCAUUCCCAAAGGGACAGUUGUGAUGGUACCGAUAUAUGUUCUUCAUCGUGACCCAAAAUACUGGAAAAACAGCAAGGAUUUCUGCCCUGAAAGGUUCAGCAAGAAGAACAAAGAAAACAUUCAGCCUUACGUAUACAUGCCCUUUGGGGCUGGACCAUGGAACUGCAUUGGUAUGAGGUUUGCACUUAUGAACAUGAAACUUGCUGUUAUCAUAAUUAUGCAACAUUUCUCUUUACAACCUUGUAAAGAAACACAGAUCCCUAUAAAACUAAGCAGAAAUAGAUUCCUUCAACCAGAAAAACCCAUUGUUCUGAAGAUUGUGUCAAGAGAUGGAACCUAAAGUGAAGCUUCCCUUUCCAUCAGGAUUUCAGCUAUGUUCUUGAACGAGGCUGUGUCCCAAAAAAAGCACUUUAAUUUCUUUUGGGAAAAAAAAUCGGCAAAGGAUUAACUUAAUCCACAUUCUUGGAAUGAUUAGGAAUUGAAUACAUUCAUGGAAUUUGCUUGAUGACACAUAUUAUUUAUUGUGUAAUGUAAAGAAAGUGACUAAAUCACUGUCAGAUAUGCAGAUUCACCUUGUCCAGUUCUCCUGGGACCAUCUUAAUUUACCCCAGUUAACUCCAUCAAUUUUAAUAAAGUGCUGAUUAAAUUAAAUGUUUUUUCUUAAUUUUAUCAAAAAAAUUGGAAUGAAACAAAAUAAUGAUGGCUGUGAUGUUCAAAUUCAUAAAAACUGUUUUUCAGUAUAGUCACUGAUUAUGUAGGCUUGCUAUAGAUUCCAUUUUGACUACUAGGAGAUGUCAGAUUCAAUUAACUUUGUGAUCAUUGCAGGCAAAGUAUAUUCAUAGUUAAUUUUGUUUUGAAAUACAUUUUUAUGAAACUCAGUGAUCACUUCUGAUAUUAUGAUCUGUUUUAAUAUAUUACCAUUUCUUCUGAUUUUCCUGGAUGUCUAGAAAACUGUUGUCAUUGCCUUUUUGUAUUCCUUCAAAAUCCAACACCUCAAUGCAAUGAAUAUUGAAUUAAAGAUGAGUUACUGCUCAGCUC